Caenorhabditis briggsae is the source of this 678-nucleotide messenger RNA. The transcript is spliced from 3 exons. Gene Ontology annotation, cellular component: peroxisome; mitochondrion. Bases 1 to 678 code for a protein of 225 amino acids. NCBI's taxonomy places the organism in Eukaryota, Metazoa, Nematoda, Chromadorea, Rhabditida, Rhabditidae. Gene Ontology annotation, biological process: glutathione metabolic process. Gene Ontology annotation, molecular function: glutathione transferase activity; glutathione peroxidase activity. The record is from RefSeq and is a predicted model, not a curated record.
AUGCCAAACCGAAAACAGGUCAAGUUCUUCUUCGAUGUCAUCUCUCCAUACAGUUACUUUGGUUUCGAAGGAAUCACUCGCCAUCGUACAGUAUGGAAGACUCCAAUUCAGAUGAAACCAUUCUUCUUCGCAGGAGUUGUCAGACACACAGAGAACCCUGGUCUUCCUCUUCGUGUCCCUAUCAAAGAGAAAUACAUGCACAAAGAUCUUCUAUUCAGUGCUCAAUACUGGGGUAUCCCAUUCCGUCUCCCAAAGGACUACACGAAUGUGAUGCUCAACACUAGCUCCAUCGUCCCUCAACGCAUCCUUGUUGCUGCUCAACUACGUGACAACGCCUUAAUGGAAGACGUCGCCCGUGCACUCUGGCAUCGUUUCUAUGCCUACGGAAAGCCAAUUUUCACAAAGAGCCAAGUAGCAGAAGUGCUUCGAGAUUUGCAUGUGAAGAAUUCUGAUGAGUUGCUGAUGAUGAGCGAUUCAGCGGAGGUCAAGAAUAUUUUGAGAGAGAAUACAGACGAAGCAAUCGGAAAUGGGUGCUUCGGAGCUCCAUGGAUGCAUAUCACCGACAAUCACGGAAAAGUUCUCCAAACUGUAUUCGGAUCCGACCGUCUCCCACAAGUCGCCGAUUUCCUUGACGAGCCGUUCAAAGGACCAAUGAGAGAGAAGAAGCAGAACGCCUAA